AUGUCGAAGGCCGAUCAACUCGUCAUUGAACGGCGCUUACGACCGAUUUACGAUGCCAUUGACGCUGGUAAUCCCAAAAAAGCCGUUCAAGAAGCUGACAAGGUCUUGAAAAAGCAUCCUGUAACAAUUUGUGCAAAGGUGCUCAAAGCGCUGGCACUCAUCCGAUCAGACAAGCUUGCCGACGGUUUUGAAAUCAUCAACAAUUUAGACGUUCCCGGAGCACAUUUUGAUGACAGCACGUUGCAGGCUUUUGUUCACUGUUUCAAGGAAGCGGGUUGUCCUGACAGAAUAACAACUCUCUACGAGCGUGCUGUUGCGGUUUCUCCUAGUGAACAGAAUCUUACACAUCUUUUCAUGGCUCACGUAAGAAAUAGGUCGUAUAAAAAUCAGCAAUUGAUCGCAAUGCGUUUAUUCAAGGAGUUCAACAAUACUCCAUAUUUCUUUUGGGGUGUAAUGAGUAUAGUUAUGCAGGCUCGUGAAAGUCCAGAGAUGGGCGCAAAAAUGUUCUACCCUCUCGCGGCAAGAAUGGUCGAAAGUCAUAUAUCAAAACACGGAUACAAAGCAGGAGCAGAGGUAGAACUGCAUGCAAUGGUUUACGAAGGCAUGGGAAAGUUCUUAGAGGCGGAAAAGUUAUUAGGCACCGAAGAAUCUCGGGCUCUUCUUUCUACACCUCCAACAUUCCUCAUGGCUCGUAGGCUUGAACUCCUUUUGCUUGCAAAAGAUUACCAAACUGUGAUGAAUAGGGCCAUAGAAGGAUUGAGCAUAGACCCUGAUGACUGGAUAUUGUGGAAGAUGCUGUUUGAUUCAUCAUUUGAGCUGCUCAAGGAAGCAAAGGAUGAGGACGAGCAAUCGAAGGAAUUACCGCUCUUCUGCUUCUCGUUCUAUUUCAUGAUUUUGAACGAGUUAUUGCAAACGAUCAAUGCGGAUGGCAUGUCUACAAGCCGGCUACGUGGCCCUCACCUAGCCCGAUUAGAGCUUUUGGGAAGAUUCCUCCGACAGGAUGAGCCUAUCCGUGGUCUUCUGGAAAAGAUGAAUUUAGGUAGUGCCAUAGACAUGAUGAUAAACUAUGUGCUGAGGUUUUAUGCGAAGCCAUGUUGCUAUAAUGAUAUUGCUCAAUAUCUGUGGAUGUUAGAUGAUGCCAACAAAGGAGAGCUCAUUGAUGGUUUGAAAGAGUUCAUCGACAGUGUAAUUCAUCAAAGAGAGCAGGCUGGGGAAGAUCGUGUAACUAUGAUGCUAUUCCUAGGAGUGCUGCUAUUUUUAUGGUGUACAGUGCGUAACAGAAUUAUGCAGCCCAGAUUUCGGCUCUAG
This is a messenger RNA of Cooperia oncophora, 1308 nucleotides long. NCBI's taxonomy places the organism in Eukaryota, Metazoa, Nematoda, Chromadorea, Rhabditida, Trichostrongylidae. The record is from the annotation of a GenBank genome assembly.